This is a messenger RNA of Darwinula stevensoni, 778 nucleotides long. NCBI's taxonomy places the organism in Eukaryota, Metazoa, Arthropoda, Ostracoda, Podocopida, Darwinulidae. The record is from the annotation of a GenBank genome assembly.
AUGAUUGGGUCCACGACGACGGAGUUCCUAUGGCUGGAGAACGAAGGGGAACUCACGGGCUGGACCCAGCACUCCAUCAGCGACGGGGGCGCGGACGUGCAUUUCCGGAAUGCCCAACUGGGCUCUUACGAUGUCUUCAUCGUCGGGGAGUUCUUCGCGGAAUCCCUCACCGUCUACUACGUCGCGGGGAACGAUUGGGCGAGCCCCGAUGCCAAUGUGCAACGAAUAGUGAUCGAUACACCGGGCCAGAUCUUCGACGUUUACGUGGACGACUUCAACCGAGACGGACGCUACGAGGUCUUGGCCACCGUUUACGAUGGGGACGAGGGGCACGUCUACAUCUACGACAUUCCUGCCGACUUCUUAAACGAUCCAUGGGAAAGGCGGAGCAUCGCGGACGAGUUCUUCGCCAAUUUCAUUCUGCUCGGCCAAUCCAUGACCCCUGGUUCGCCGAAGCCUUUCUACCCCUCGGAGGAAUACGAAGAACAAACGACGCCCGACGGAAGACAGGUGAAGCCGUGGAUAUCUCUGUCCGGCGACGACGAUGGGAAACAUUACAUCCUGGUGCCUGUGUCGGAGGACGCGGACGACUGGACCUAUGAGAAAAAUAUCCUCGUUGACACUGGGGCCACCACGUCCGGAAAAAUCGCCAUCGCGGACCUUGACGGGGACGGAUACACUGAACUCAUAGCAGCUGGAUACAGCAUCGGAAAGCUCUACGUCUUCACUUAUGCUCCUUGAAAACGAGCAUUCUUGAAUAAAGCUGGAGUGAUCGUGU